This is a messenger RNA of Xenopus laevis (African clawed frog), 1754 nucleotides long. It is a transcript of the gene pstpip1.S, whose product is annotated as proline-serine-threonine phosphatase interacting protein 1 S homeolog. Gene Ontology annotation, molecular function: actin filament binding. Gene Ontology annotation, cellular component: plasma membrane; uropod; cytoskeleton. Gene Ontology annotation, biological process: actin filament polymerization. NCBI's taxonomy places the organism in Eukaryota, Metazoa, Chordata, Amphibia, Anura, Pipidae. The record is from RefSeq and is marked provisional.
AGAUCGGUGACUUCCUGUGCUCAUUGCAGCUUGUUCUUCUUAGCUUGAGAGUGCUGCACCAAAUGACGGAAAAUACCUGCUGAAGUGAAACUGUCAGCUUUCUUUCUUCUCCACACAUCAUGAACAUGUAGGCUGGGAGAGAGUGAUGUUACACACAAGUAGAUACUUAUAAUCUGAAAGUGCAAACAAUAAAGGGCUUUGCCUUAUUUGAAUUGGUGACAUCCAAAGACCUGUAAGGAUACGUGAGACAUAAGGGUAAAAAAUGAAGUAACAGGAAGACUGAAUUGAAGCAGCGGAUCUUUGGUUCUUCUUCCUCGAACAGUGAGAUUUUGUUUACAUAGGCACCUGCUAGUCAAAAUAGAGACUGAUUGAUCCCCUGAGAAAAUGACAGGGCAGGAGUUUAAGAAUGCUUUCUGGUGCACAGACAUCACGUUGAAUACGGGAUAUGAAAUCCUACUACAACGAUUGCUUGAUGGAAGAAAAAUGUGCAAAGAUGUGGAGGAUCUUCUGAAGCAACGAGCACAAGCAGAAGAGAAGUAUGGGAAGGAAUUAGUUCAAAUUGCAAAGAAAGCGGGAGGACAAACAGAGAUCAACAAAUUAUGGAAGUCCUUUAAAACACUGAAAAAACAGAUUGAAAAUAUAGGUAAUUCUCACAUCCAGUUGGCAGUUACACUCAGAGAAGAAAUACGGAGUUUAGAGGAGUUCAGAGAACGACAGAAAGAAAUAAGAAAAAAGUAUGAAAAUUCAAUGGAACACCUGCAAAAGAAAAAAGUGUCAUUGUAUAAGAAAACAAUGGAUUCAAAGAAGAGCUAUGAGCAGAGGUGUCAAGAAGCAAAGGAAGCUGAGCAGAACCAUGGACGACUGGUAUCUUUAGGAAACCCAAAGCAAAUAGAAAAGAGUCAGAACAAGGCAAAGCACUGUAGAGAAGACGCAGAAGAAGCAGAUCGGCUAUAUAAGAACAAUAUAGAUUUUCUGGACAAAGCUCGCAUUGAGUGGGAGACAGAGCACAUUAACACAUGCCAGGCAUUUCAGCUGCAAGAGAUAGACAGAAUCAGCAUUCUGCGCAAUUCCCUCUGGGUUCAGUGCAACCACUUCUCAAGCCAGUGUGUGCAUGAUGAUGAGUUGAUGGAGGAGGUCAGACAGACCCUGGAGCAAUGUGAUGUGAAUGCAGAAAUUGACUUUUUCAUACAGAGUAAAACUACAGGAACUGUUCCGCCAGAACCUGUGCUAUAUGAGGGUUACUGCAAUGGUUUUGCUCCUGAGAGCACUAUUGGCUCCAAUACGCAAGGAGCAAGUACCAAGAUGGUGAAAAGGAUCUCAAACUUGCUCUAUGGCUGUGGAGGGAGUACCAAAAACAUAACAGGACAUCCAGCAGUCAUCACCACCACAGCAGGGAAAGAAGAGAUAGUCUAUGCUAGUUUACCUACAGCUCCUGCUGAAGAGCUGGAAGACUACAGCGUUCUUUAUGAUUACAGUGCUCAGAACUCAGAUGAGCUGGAUAUCACAACUGGAGAUGUGGUUAAGGUGAUCGAGGAGGCAGAUGAUGGUUGGUGGACUGUGGAGAGAAAUGGCCAUAUAGGACUGGUGCCUGGGUCAUACCUUGAGAAGCUUUGAGUAACAGAGAACAUUUCAGAAUGGCAAUGUGCUAUAUACAACCCUAUAGAGAAGUCAUAACAAUAACAAAAUAACAUCACCAUUUAUAGCUUGUUUUUUUAUUGUCUUUCACAUAUGGAAUUAAAGAGAAUUUAUACUUC